CAUUUUCUCAACCUUUUUCACAAUCCAUUAAUCUUUCUCUUUCAUCAAUACAUUACCAAGAAACCAGAGUUUUUCUUCAUUGUUCUUUUCCACAGCAUUGCAACAUGAAGAGACAUUCUUGUUGUUACAAACAAAAGCUGAGAAAAGGUCUUUGGUCUCCUGAAGAAGAUGAGAAACUUCUCAAUUACAUUACCAAACAUGGCCAUGGUUGCUGGAGUUCUGUCCCUAAACUCGCAGGUCUCGAGAGAUGUGGAAAGAGCUGUAGACUCAGAUGGAUCAAUUACUUAAGACCUGAUUUAAAGAGAGGAGCUUUCUCUUCAGAGGAACAGAAUCUCAUUGUCGAGCUUCAUGCUGUUCUUGGAAACAGAUGGUCGCAAAUUGCUGCGAGGCUUCCCGGGAGAACCGACAACGAGAUAAAGAACUUGUGGAAUUCGUGCAUUAAGAAGAAGCUGAUGAAGAAAGGCAUUGACCCUAUUACACAUAAACCCCUCUCCGAGGUUGGUAAAGAAACAAACAGAAGCGACAAUAACAAUUCCACAAGUUUUUCCUCAGAAACUAAUCAAGACUUGUUUGUCAAGAAAACGUCUGAUUUUGCCGAGUAUUCUGCGUUUCAGAAAGAAGAAUCCAACUCUGUUUCACUCAGAAAUUCGCUCUCUUCCAUGAUCCCAACGCAAUUCAACAUCGACGAUGGUUCUGUCUCAAAUGCGGGUUUUGAUACACAAGUAUGCGUGAAACCCUCGAUUAUUCUUCUUCCUCCUCCAAACAACACUUCAAGCACUGUCUCUGGACAGGAUCAUGUAAACGUGUCAGAGCCUAAUUGGGAAUCAAACAGUGGAACCACAAGCCACCUCAACAAUCCCGGUAUGGAAGAAAUGAAAUGGUCCGAGGAGUACCUAAACGAAUCGUUAUUCUCUACCCAAGUUUACGUGAAAUCAGAGACGGAUUUCAACUCCAACAUUGCCUUUCCUUGGAGCCAAAGCCAAGCUUGUGACGUAUUCCCCAAGGAUCUUCAGAGAAUGGCCUUCUCUUUUGGUGGUCAGACCCUUUAGUUUCUUUUUCUUAUCAGAUUUAGACAUAUUGAUACGUGUAAUGAAUGGAUCAAAUGUUCUAUUUGGCCAUACGUUAAAAAAAUAAAAAAGCACAAUCCUUUCCUGAAAAUGUGUCAUAUAGAACAUUUUGCUCAGAUUCAUCAAUAUACGUCUGUAAAUUUUUAGUUUGGUAUCGAAAUAAGUUUCGUGCAAUCCUUUUGUUGAAAAGAAUCAUGAUGCUGUCGACAAAUCAA
Arabidopsis thaliana (thale cress) is the source of this 1282-nucleotide messenger RNA. It is a transcript of the gene MYB50, whose product is annotated as myb domain protein 50. Gene Ontology annotation, molecular function: DNA binding. The record is from RefSeq and is marked reviewed. The transcript is spliced from 3 exons. Lineage: Eukaryota; Viridiplantae; Streptophyta; Magnoliopsida; Brassicales; Brassicaceae. Bases 105 to 1049 code for a protein of 314 amino acids. Gene Ontology annotation, biological process: regulation of DNA-templated transcription; DNA-templated transcription. Gene Ontology annotation, cellular component: nucleus.